This is a messenger RNA of Microthlaspi erraticum, 249 nucleotides long. The record is from the annotation of a GenBank genome assembly. Lineage: Eukaryota; Viridiplantae; Streptophyta; Magnoliopsida; Brassicales; Brassicaceae.
AUGGGACGAAAUUGUGUUGGACCAAUCGUGUGUCAACAUCACCUGAUGGGAGAGAGUGAGGCCGUGGAUAAGCAUUGUGAUUGGAUUAUCUUAUCCAAAAAUGAACGAAUCAAAUGGAGAUACCCAGCAGCUUGGAGAAUGGACCAAUGGGAAGGUGCCAUUCGAUCCAAGUGGAUGGGAUGGGAGAAGCAGCUGCAGGCGUGCCUCAACGCCAUUGGUUGCAUGCAGAGGAGAGGUGUCACGUUCUGA